CCUGUCAUUCCGGCCUCAGUCCCUCCUCUCCUCGGUUACUUAUUAUCGCGGCUCUUUCCCUCCACAGUCAUUUCACCGCGAGGCAGGACUAAAGCUCUACGUCUAAUAUGAGACACGUUUAAAUUGGGAUUACUCCGGAAUAACCACAUUUACUCAACAAAAAGGAUAUUUCCAGGAUGCGCGCGUGAGCUGUUUACAGAGGAUCUAUUUGAGACUUUGGAUCAGUCCCAUAGAAAGAAAAGAGAGCACUAUGUCAUCCACAGAGGAGCCUUCUGGCACAGUCCUGCACAGACUCAUCCAGGAGCAGCUCCGAUACGGAAACCCCACAGACACACGCACCUUAUUAGCCAUCCAGCAGCAGGCCCUGCGUGGAGGCAGCGGCAGUGCACCGAGCAGCGGAGGGGACAUGAGCCGAAGCCCCCGCUCCUCUUUGGAGAGUCUGACCCUAGAGGAGCCGUCAUCCCCUCAGCUAUCAGCCCGACAAGAGCCUCAAGGCCAGGAGCAUCAGGGGGACUACCAGCACUCAGAGAGCAACUUCCAGCUUUUCCAGCUCCAUGGUGAACCGCUGCCGACAUAUGACCAGGCAAAGGUCCACUCUCAGUACCUGGCCUCACACUGGGACCCCACAGGUCCUGUCCCGCAGCUCCAUGAGGGGGCCUUCCACGCAGAGGCAGACCACAUGGACCUAAAGUGCAGCCACGCUCGAUCUCUGAGCGAGCAGCGUAUGCAGAUGUCUCUUGAGAGGAUUGAGACGGCCAAAGCAGAAGCACUCAAAAGCACUUCUCACAGUUACCCGGAGCUGCCUUACUACAGCCCCCCAGGCCAAGACAAACGCUGCCCUCCUCCAGAGUACUCAAGUCCCAUUCAGGGCCAAGGAUUUAUCCCUCACCAGUUCCAAGAGCCAGUGCAAAGGUUUGAGCAGCCAGGUGAGGUCCCCAGCUACAGCUCAUUACACAGCCUGCCACCUGCUGGUCUGGAGGAACCCAACCAAGUGGAGCUGUUGCUGAUGGAGAACGAGAGGCUGAGGCAGGAGCUAGAAGUCCACAGAGAGAAAGGAGGGCGUAUUCAAAAGUUGGAGCAGGAGAUCCAGCGCAUUUCUGAGGCCUAUGAAACCCUAAUGAAGGGCAGCACAAAGAGGGAGACUCUGGAGCAGACGUUGAGAAGGAGGCUGGUGGCUGAGGUCAGAAGGCUUCAGGAUUUUAACAGAGACCUAAGAGAAAAUUUGGAAAACGCCAGAUCGCACGUCGCAAAAGAAGCACAGGCCGCAGACCACAACCAGCACAUCAUGGCUAAACUCCUUGAACAAAAUGAAGAGCAGAACAGCGAACGUGAGCGCAUGGAUCGAGAGGUACAGCGUCUGAGGGCGACGGCGGAGGAGCAGACCCUGAAGGCGAAGCGGUUGGAGGACGCUCUGGAGGCCGCGCUGGGCCGUGGACGACAGCUGGAGGAGGAGCUCAGACGGAAGCGGGCGUACGUGGAGAAAGUGGAGAGGCUGCAGAGCGCGUUGGCACAGCUGCAGUCCACCUGUGAGAAACGGGAGAGCCUCGAGAUGAAGCUGAGGACGAGGCUGGAGCAGGAGCUGCGCACCUUGAGGGCACAGCAGAGGCAGACCCAGCCCCCAGGAACAACCAUGAGCUCUCUCCAAGAACGACUUCAGGAAAAGGAGGAGCGGAUCCUAGCCCUGGAGGCCGACAUGGUGCGCUGGGAGCAGAAGUAUCUAGAGGAGAGCACGAUGAGGCAGUUUGCUAUGGAGGUGGCUGCUACUGCUGCCGCUCAGAGGGACACAACCAUCAUUAACCACUCACCUUGCCACUCCUCCAACAAUAGUUUUAAUGAGGACCUACCGCCUGCAGACUACAGAAAUCAAGAGAUGGAAAACAGGAUUCGUGCUCUUUAUGCCCAAAUUUUGGAAAAGGACGCUGUAAUAAAAAUCCUCAACCAGCGCUUACACCAGGACCAAGGGAAACGGGAAGACUGUCCCACAAAGCUCUACAUUAGCACAGGAGCAGCUCUGCGACCAGCCUCCUCCACUCCUGUGAUCAGCGUUGGCACCAGCAGCACUAAGAGCAGAGGGAAGAGUCUUUCAGAUGAUCAGACGUUGCCAAAUAGACAAUUCUCUGCACAAUCUGAACCGGGGACUUUGGAGCGACCUGUGACAGGAACUAAAGCCAAACUGGCUUCAAGUCUAACAAAGCUUAACACUGAGAAGGUGCCUAAAAAGUUUCUACUAAACCCAUUCAAAGGCUUGGAUGAAUUGGAGACAGAAGCUGUGGAAAUCUUUAUUUAAAUCAUCUGGAAAUGGACAUUGAGCAAGUGUCUGUGAAUGACAAAAGAAAGUUUGAAAAAGGACACAAGUCUCUGGGCCAGGGCUGUGCUCUGUCUCACCUUUGACCUCUCUCCUGGCUCAGCAGCUGCUGGCGGUCUGUGCAGCUACAGAGAGGAGACACAUCUGAGGUACUUGGACAGUAUUGUGGAGUGUUAUAGGACAACAUGUUUUCUCAGAGUGAAUGCCAAAAUAUUUAUAUUCUCUACAGUAUAUAUGUGAAAAGUUGCUGCUUUCCCCAUCCUUAAAUAUUAUUUCCCAACUGAAAAAGCUAGAUAUUUAUUGUGGUUUCUACAUUUUCUAAAAUAUAUAAUUUAUGUGGAGCAUAGACUUGCAUUCCCCUCUUUGUCAAGUUCUAAUUCUCUGUCACCAUCUCAGAUCUGGAAUCUAUUCCCAUGAUUGAUAACGUGAUAACACUUAUUUUAUUUGCUCCUGCAGUUUGUCAUAUUCCUUCAGCCUCUGUAGCAGGUUCUACAGAGGUUUAUGGCUCUGUGACCAGAAGGUGCCUAUUAUAUUAAACAAAAGUACUUGUUGACAAAAUGUUUGCAUGUUUGAUAGUGUGAGAGUAACAUGGCGCUCUGCAGGUCGGAGCGCCACUGGAGGAGGAAAACUACUCUGUGUUUACUGUGAGCUUCUAAACUAACAGGUUAAGUUUAUUAAUAUAUUGUUAUAUAUGUAUUUUUACAGAUAUUUGUAUUAUUUUAGAUAUUGCAUUGAGCAAAAUGCCAAAGAGUUAUGUUCUGACAAUCACGGUCUUGUCUACCUGUACACAAGUGUUAACUCCAUGUGACAUUUCUGUGAACUUCAAAACAAUAUGAAGGUUUUUACAGUUGAAUGCAACAUUUCAUAAACAAUAAAAUGUUAAAAUAUA
Messenger RNA from Periophthalmus magnuspinnatus, 3194 nucleotides. RefSeq names its product angiomotin like 2b (gene amotl2b). Lineage: Eukaryota; Metazoa; Chordata; Actinopteri; Gobiiformes; Gobiidae. Gene Ontology annotation, cellular component: cytoplasmic vesicle; bicellular tight junction; plasma membrane. The coding region runs from base 251 to 2287 and encodes 678 amino acids. The record is from RefSeq and is a predicted model, not a curated record. The transcript is spliced from 11 exons. Gene Ontology annotation, biological process: angiogenesis; regulation of cell migration; hippo signaling.